UUCAAAGUGCCACUAAUCGCUCACGCGGUAGUUUGAAUUCACACGGAAGCGCUGCACACUUUUACUUUCGUUUUUUUAGAUUUGUCUUGCUUUUCGUUUAAUUGAGCUUAUUUUAUGUCAUAAAUGAUGAAAAUGAAUGUUUUGAGUAUGUUAUGUCUUUCGGUCGUGCUUACUGGUGUUCACAGUGUUGGUGCAGAUGUUGUGCCAGUGAAUGUGACGGAGGGAGAUUCAGUCACUCUACACACUCGUGUUAAAGCAGACCGAGACGUAGAUAUACAAUGGUAUUUUAAUGACACUCUAAUCGCACUAAUGACUGGAGAUCUCAGUAAGAUCUGUACAGAUGUUCAGUGUAAUGAAGGUACUGAGAGAUUCAGAGACAGACUGAAGCUGGAUCAUCAGACUGGAUCUCUGAUCAUCACAAACACCAGCACCACAGACUCUGGACGUUAUCAUCUAGAGAUCUUCAGAACUGGCAGUGGGUCUGAAAAGACCUUCAUUGUUACUGUUCAUUUUGGUUCUGUUUCUGAUCGAGAUCAAAUGAAGAGAACGUCAGAGAAGGAGGAAGAAUCUGGUUUGUCUUCAGCUGAUAAAGCAGGGAUUGGUGUUGGUGUUGUUCUGCUGAUUGUGGCUGCUGUUGGUGUGAUUUACUAUCGCAAGUGUCCUCAAGCAAGACAAUGUAGAACCAGGACUCAGCGCAGUGAUCAGGAGAACAGGGCACACAUCAUUUAAUCGUGCUGACAAUGGAUCGGAGCCUGAGUUCAUGAGCCGUCCUGUAAUAGAGACAUGAAUACCAGUGCGACACCAGGUUGAUGUUGAGUUAAGAUGACAAGUUCAGAGGUUAAAGUUUGUGACUUUGUCACACAGGACGCAUGUCACUGCUCAAUAUAUUAUAAUGAUUUUAUCUAUAUUUGUGUAUAUUUAUGUAUAUUUGUUUUAAUAUGUUGUCUUCAGCCAUUUUAUUAUUCUUAACCAGUUUAAUUUGUGUAUGUCUUUAAAUGAGUCUGGGUCAUGUGACUGUUCACAUGACAGAAAAUAGGAAAUGGAGAGCAUGAAGAGGAAGCAUGUCAAACAAGCAUUGGACAUUGCUCUCCUUACGACUAAGUGGUGAUCACCUCCAAACUGGAAUAAUGGAGUUAUCUUUUUGGACUUACCUUUCCAGCACUUUUGAUUAACACCACAGUGGUCUUUUGUGUUUACACCGGUGGACACUUUUGGGACAAUCAGAUUUCUUAAGGACUGUUUUAAUAGAAUGGAACUGAAAGACGCUUUUAACAUCUGAGUUAUUCUAGUUUUAUUGUUGUGUUUUAAAUCUCUUUAAAAAUAAUAUUGAUUUUAAAAAUUUAUUUUAUUUCCAUUAAUACAAGUGGUUUUUACUGUACUAACCCUGGUGUUAUCAGUCAGUAAUAUUUUAAAUAUUUAAAUAUUGAAAUGUUUAUUAAAAAAUUUGUUAAUAUUU
This is a messenger RNA of Carassius gibelio (silver crucian carp), 1456 nucleotides long. RefSeq lists its product as uncharacterized. Lineage: Eukaryota; Metazoa; Chordata; Actinopteri; Cypriniformes; Cyprinidae. The record is from RefSeq and is a predicted model, not a curated record. The transcript is spliced from 6 exons. The coding region runs from base 124 to 729 and encodes 201 amino acids.